Xiphias gladius (swordfish) is the source of this 7505-nucleotide messenger RNA. RefSeq names its product GTPase activating Rap/RanGAP domain like 3 (gene garnl3). Gene Ontology annotation, cellular component: cytoplasm. Gene Ontology annotation, molecular function: GTPase activator activity. The record is from RefSeq and is a predicted model, not a curated record. NCBI's taxonomy places the organism in Eukaryota, Metazoa, Chordata, Actinopteri, Istiophoriformes, Xiphiidae. Bases 1 to 3156 code for a protein of 1051 amino acids. Gene Ontology annotation, biological process: activation of GTPase activity; regulation of small GTPase mediated signal transduction. The transcript has 31 exons.
AUGAAUUCAGAUAAAAAUGUGUACCUCGGCAGAGACAAAGGCAUCAUGCGGAAGAGAGCCUUGCUCCUUCGGAAAGGUUGCAGCUUCGAGAUUACCAGCUCUGCCUCGGAGGACCUGGGCUGCAGGCGUGGAGACUUCAGCAGGAAACACUAUGGUUCGGUUGAGCUGCUGAUUUCCAGUGACGCAGAUGGGGCUAUUCAGAGGGCAGGACGCUUCAGGGUGGAGAAUGGCUCAUCAGAUGAGACUUCGGACUACACUCCAGCAACCUGGAGGAGAACCGAUGUCCAUCUGGAGAAUCCAGAGUACCACACCAGAUGGUUCUUUAAGUACUUCCUGGGUAAAGUCCACCAGAACUAUGUGGGUACAGAUGCAGAUAAGAAUCCCUUCUACUUGUCAGUUGUCCUCUCAGACCAGAACAACCAGCGGGUUCCUCAGUACAGAGCCAUCCUCUGGAGAAAGACGGGCACUCUGAAGAUCAGCCUCCCCUACAGCCCGACCAAAACACUAUCAGUCAAGUCCAUCCUCAGUGCAAUGAACAUGGACAGGUUUGAGAAAGGCCCCAGGGAGAUCCUCAACCCGGAGAUUCAGAAGGAUCUGUUGGUGUUGGAGGAACAGGAGGGUUCUGUCAACUUUAAAUUUGGUGUCCUGUAUGCCAAAGAUGGACAGCUCACAGAUGACGAGAUGUUUAGCAAUGAGAUGGGGAGUGAGAGCUUUGAUAAGUUUCUCAAUCUGCUGGGGGAUACAAUUACGCUGCAGGGAUGGGCAGGUUACCGCGGAGGGCUAGACACCAAGAACGACACUACAGGAAUUAAGUCCAUCUACACAGUGUAUCAGGGCCAUGAGCUCAUGUUCCAUGUGUCCACCAUGUUACCCUACUCUAAAGAGAACAAACAGCAGGUGGAAAGAAAGAGGCACAUUGGAAAUGACAUUGUUACCAUAGUAUUCCAGGAAGGGGAUGACGCAUCGUCAUCCUUCAAACCGUCUAUGAUCCGAUCGCACUUCACUCAUAUUUUUGCAUUAGUUAGGUAUAAUAGCCAGAAUGACAGUUACAGGUUGAAGAUUUUCUCAGAGGAGAGUGUUCCACUGUUUGGACCCCCUCUCCCAUCUCCACCUGUAUUUACUGAUCACCACGAAUUCAGGGACUUUUUAUUAGUCAAAUUAAUCAAUGGAGAGAAAGCCACACUGGAGACGCCAACGUUUGCCCAGAAGCGUCAGCGGACCCUUGACAUGUUGAUCCGCUCGCUCUACCAAGACCUCACGCCUGACCUGCACAAGGUUCCCUUUUCUCCUCAGAACAUGUUAAACCGGCGGUCAUUCAGCGACGUGCUGCCCGAGUCUCCAAAAUCAGCACGCAAGAAGGAGGAGGCACGGCAGGCCGAAUUUGUCAGAAUAGGGCAGGCUCUGAAACUGAAGACCAUCGUGAGAGGAGAUGCCCCGACCAGCCUUGUUACCACAGGCCUGUGCAGGAAAGAGCCAUGGGAGUCCCAGUCGUUCUGCAGCACAUUCCCCUAUGAGAUCGUGUGUGCUGACUCCUGGGGUCAGUCUCUGCUGGUUGCCACCGACACAGCAGGGGUCAUGCUGCUGGAUGGCCCUGAUCCAGCUUUAGCCAACGCUGAGAUGCAGGCUCUGCCUCCAGCGCAAGUGUUUGACAAAACCAUGGUGGUGAAGCAGAUGCACGUUCUCGAGCCUCAGGACCUGCUUAUCACCAGGGCUGACAAAGGGAAGGACGCUCGGCUCUAUGUGUUCAGACUCAGCAUGCUCAAGAGAGGCCUGGAGGAGAGGCAGCUUGUCAGAAGCAAGUGUGACAGCCGAGAAAAUAAACUGGAAAAAACUAAAGGCUGUCAUUUAUACUCUAUCAACACCCACCACGGAUCAGAGCUGAGGAUAGUAGCAGCCAUCAGGAACAAACUCCUCCUCAUCACCAGGAAACAUCCACGUUUCGAAGGCUUCAGCACCGUCGCCACGGGAGCAGAUUCACCAGUGGAGGAGUUUCAGUACAUACGGGAGAUCUGUCUGUGUGACCCGCCGGUGGUGAUGGCGCUGGUUGACGGGCCGACUGGGGAAAAUGACAAUAUGAUCUGUGUGGCCUACAAACAUCAGUUUGACCUGAUCAAUGAGAGCACUGGAGAUGCCUACCGGCUACAUCAUGUGGACGCCAAUAGGGUAAACUUUGUGGCAGCCAUCGAUGUGUAUGAAGACGGGGAGGCAGGUCUGCUGUUGUGUUACAACUAUAUUUGUUACUAUAAGAAAGUUUGUCCGUUUAAUGGCUCCACACCGAUGAUCCAGUCCAACACCUCCGACUUCCACUUCAGCUGGAACCAGAUGCCCAAUGCUAUUGUUUGUGCAUUUCCUUACAUCCUGGCCUUCACAACGGACUCCAUCGAGAUCCGACUGGUGGUCAAUGGCAACCUUGUGUACACAGCAGUGGUCCCAGAGCUACAGUUGGCUGCUUCACGGUCGGACAUCUAUUUUGUUUCGUCAGCUCCGGUGAGCUCAGCCUCCAACUGCAGUUCAAGAGACACCAGUUCCCAGAGUUCUCCGCAGACGCCCACCGGCUACGAGAUGCCCGUGUUCCCUUCGCCGCUCGGUGAUGAUUCUAUACGGAUCCCCUAUGGUACCAAGCUAUCCCUGUACAUGUCUAAGGACGCCGAAGGUGAAGCAGCAUGUAAGCACAUCUUCAAGAUCCCUCUGUGUAACCUGGUGGGCCGCAGUAUUGAAAGACCCCUCAAGUCCCCUCUGGUCAACAAAGUGCAGACAGCGCCAGCCCCCAUGAUGCCCCCAACUCCCCUCAUCUCUGCAACGCACUCACUUUCCCUGUCCCGCAUGGAGAUCAAAGAGAUAGCCAGCCGCACACGGAAGGAGCUGCUCGGCUUGACAGAGGAACCAAGUGGGAAGUCAGACAGUGGAACGGUCAAACAGAGGAAGAUGAGCAAGAAGAACACUGAGGAAGAGCCCAAAGCACGAGCACUGACAUCAACAAACAGUGACAGGCUAGCCUCAGAGUCCAUUGAAGCAGACCUGGACAUCCAGCUGCAUUGCUCGUCCAGUUCAGAGGCUGAGCCAGAGAAGGUGGUGCUGCGAGCGGAGAGCCCGCCUCUCGCCGGCGCGUUCACCCUCUCAACAUCCUUUGAAGAAGAUGUCCUGGACCUAAAGUGAAGACAAUCCCAUCGUGCACUUCUCUGCCCACCCACUCCUGUACUGUCACCAUUAUUUUAUUGUUUUGGUUGGUUUGUUUUUAAGUUGUUGUUUGUUGGAUCCUUUUUUCUUGUCGUCCUUUGUUUAUAUCCCUGUAUCUUGGGUCUCUCCAUUCAUCGGAUAAGAUGGGUGCAGUGGGAGUUAGAAGCCGUGUCUGUGUGCGUGUUUGUUUUCGUGAGCAGUCCCUCCGCCACUGUGUGUUGGGUGUUUGUGUUGCCCUGCAGCAAAAUAACCCAAAGAGGCGAGGAGGUUGUGUAAGAUGCCGUGGUUUAUCCAGCGUUCUGCAGCAGCUUCGAGAUAAUGUUAGCGGUUUGAUCCCGAACCACAAACUGAAUGUAACUCUACACACCGAGGCACGGCAAAAAAUCUCUGCGUUCACGAUGCCCUCGAAAGUUGCCGGAGCUUAAUAUGUGUUGUAUAUUAUGUGAUUAAUUCCAAUCCACUUUCAAAUGUUGUAUGAUAUGCAUAUGUAUGUGUACAUCUGUUUAUACAUGAAAAUGCAUACACAGCGACAGGCGUGUAUGCUUGUCAUGCCUGUGAUGCAUAUUUAUAGAUAUAUUAUAAAAAUCCAUUUUAUUCCCAUAUUUAGUAAAAGUAUGAUGUUUUAUGCUCUCUGCACAUAUUAGUCCUUAUUCUUCUCCUUAUUCACAGUACACAGGUAGACAGGGCUGGAGGCAAGGUCUCCCACAAGUGCCAUUUCCCAGCAUCCUCCACUGAACUACACCUCGAACAGCCACCGUAUUCUGUCUGACAGUAGCAGCCAUGAUUGUAGUCCACAUUAGAUUACUACAGUGACCCACAACUCCUUUCAUUCAGGAUAAAUUCACUUUCUGGAGGCGCGCUCGCGAAGCCACAUGCACUAAACAUUUUACUCCGUGAGAAUGAGCCGACCUUAAAUCUGCAUGACCCGCCUUUGCUAAAAGUAUUGUGUCUUCUGCGCCAAAAACAUAGCUUCUUUGGAAACCAUGAGGUCUGUGACAUCAGGCCAAGUAUAACAGCAGAAAGCGAACCACAACCUGAAAUGACAGAAGAAGUGUUAAGUAAUGUUAAAAGGAAAAAAGCGGGGUUUUUUUUACUACACUGUCAUGUGAGCUCAAGUACGAUGGUACGGCAAGGGAGUUAUAGACAAACCACAAGUUUUUGGCUAAAACUAAACUUAAAAUGCACUAUAUUGUCAUAAACUGAAAUGGUCAAAGCAUAAUUUUGUCACAAAAUAAAAAUGAGCCAAUACUAUCAUGACUACUCACUACAGUAAAAUAAAAUUAAGUGUGAAAUAUUUUUAGUUUUUGUCUCUUUCUGUAUGUGGAAGGUGCAGAAAGGCAGUGAACUUUGAAGUGGUCCCAAUUAUUGAAACAUUAAUGUAGAAAUUUAAAAAAAUAUUUUGUUUAUAUUGCACAGAACCCAUUUCAAAUACGUACAGAAAACAAUCUCUUAAUUUAGAUAGUAGAAGUUUUAGGAAAAUGCUGCCUUUACCCAAGUAAAAUUAAAACCAAGAGUAAACGGAAAAAAAUAUAAACUAAAUAGUGUUAGAAUGUUAAGGUGGAAUAUUAAAAACAAAAAUAACUAACUACAACUGAAAAGCAUGUAAAAUUGGGAAACUAUAAAAAAACAAAUAACCCUAUUAGGGAUUGAGCAAUGGCUAGGACCAGCUACUUUAAAAAUAAAUGUUUUCUAUCAUUGGAAAUCUUAGCCCGGCUGUUUUGAUUCCAGAUGUCCAGUGAAAGACUGAUUUACAGCUGGGACUGAUGGGUUGACCAAUGGGCCAAUCCGCCGGACACCGGUGACACUGCAGUCUUCUUUCAUCCCCAUUUCACCACCAUUUGUCCAUUGACAAACAGCUACACGUGUCUUGAAAGCAAACACACAGAUACACAGUUAAAUUCACUGAUCAGUAAUAUAUCAUUAACUGACCUUACAGGUUUUUGGUCAGACUCUGGUCUGGACCCUUAACUGGUCCACCUUCAUUCAAAAUCUGUCUAGAGAAGGAGAAUUCUUAGCCUGCAUGAGGAAGAUUUUAUUCCUGCUGCAGUCCCUGACACCCUGGUUUUCAUUAUUAUGUAAAUUUGAACUCAAUCCUGGGCAGAGACUCAAAAGAGACAGAUUAAAGAGGGAGAACUAAAGAGAUUAAAAGAAGAUCAGCACAGGCUGAGAUAUUCUGACUUCUAGUGUUUGAUGGAUCCUACAUUUCCCAUAAUGCAGCUCAAUAGCAUCGUUCACUAGACCCCCUUCUCAAUACCCACUUCCUUCAAACGUCUUUCUUCCCAGUUUGUAAUGCAGGCUUUCUGUUACAAAAAUUUUAUGCUGCGUUCAUGUCAUGUUGUUAUCGUAAUUACGAGUUUGUGACUAGUAAUAGCAUUCAUGUCAAUAUGCAAGUCGUAAUUACAACUGGGAAACUCCGAAGUUCCAGCAUAUAAGUUCCAAUAUAUCCAACAUAAGUGCCUGAAACCAAGACAAAUAAAGAUGCCUCACAUCAGCCAAAGACCAUUGUUCAGUGUAAUUAAACCCAAAUUGAAUGGACAUGGUGUUAUAUUGUCAGUGAGCAGUAUUUGAAUCCUCACACAACCAACCCAGUACUCAUGCGGCCGCCAUGAUGAAUGCUCACAAGUCGUUGGCAUUGGAAUCCUUCUCAUGUGAGAUGAAUGCAACACAAUGCUGCAUUCACGCGACACUGGCAGAUUGGGAAGAAUAGGAAAAACACCCCACGUCCUGACUUGGAGGUGUUCAAGCACUAUUCCACGGUGGUUAGCCCUGGUGCUAACUAGUGUGGUGGCACCAGAUAAACAGCCUAAAAGAUUGACUUUUGUUGUGUUACGUGUCUGUAGCAGGUCGUUACCAAGUGAAACCAGAUACAAACCAACAUUUUAGAAUUACUGUGGAUUUUUUAUUUUGGGUGUAACUGUUGACAUGUCUGCAGUUCUUCUCACCAACUGGGCUAUAUUGUCGGUGUCAGAAAUCGCCGAUAUCUCCGACUGACGUGAGCGUUUUUGACACUCGGCUGCUCCUAAUCACGGUUUAAACAAUUUGACGUGAAUGCGGCAUAAGUCUCUUUGACUUUACUUUUUCUUUGGCUUUACAAAACCCCCUCUAAAACCGCAGAAAAACAUUAUAAAACUUUUUUCACAGGCUGCAUAGUACUUCUCAUAGCAAGUAAACUGAACUUCAUGUGUAAAAGCAGUUGAGUGCCCCUUUAAAAUGGAAACGAAAUUACAAAGGUAUACACUUAAAGACCACAAAAGGCAUGUUAGUCCAGGUUCUUUACAGGCUCUCCCUCUCUUGGGGCUUUGUUUGGGCAAGCAGCUCUACAGCAGCCCAGGCCAGGUGUGAACAAUUACCUGCGACUACCUCGCUGCAGGAUAAAUCACCUGCAGUGGCCUGGGUCCUGAUGAAGCAGCAGUAGCUCAGAGGCACGAAUCUGGAAAAGUUUGGUCUCAAACACACGGGCAGUAAACGGUCGUCCUUCUCAAAUCCAAAAUAUGAAAACACUUUUUCUUUACUGAGAGAGUUAAAACAAGUGGUGUGGGUCAGUGUGAAGGCUGAGUCUAACAUGUAAUGUCUUGGGUAAACGAACACUAGACAGUCAGUCAAACCAAAGGAGACAGCUUUAAGGGUUAACAAGGCAAACUGGGAGCAGUGGUUCUGACUAUGCUAAAGUUGGCAUGCGAGUGCCUCUACGCGGUGGGUCCACAACGCAGCAGCCUUCAGAUCUUGCAUGAGCCUCCUCUUCCUCCUUUUUCCCUCAUGCCUUCCCUUCAUUCUCCAACUUCCUGUCUCAGUGUGAACCCCUCACUCACGAUAACACAACUCAGAAAACUAAGAAGGGAGGAAGAAGAAGAAGAAGAAGAAGGGGAGGGGGGGGUUUACAAAGGUACUCUACUUUAGUAUUUAUUGCUCUGAAUGAGUGUGGGUGACUAGGGGAACGCCGCUUCUCCCACUGAUGUUGUUCCUAUUUCUCCUGUAUUUGUCAAGUACUCUUUGUUUCUACCUCCCCUUGGCAUUUUCACUGUUUUUGUUCGUUUUUUAGGUUUUUUUUUUGUUUUGUUUUUUUGUAUUUGAAUCUAUAUUUACUGUUUAGACUGUUGCUGAACCUCUCUGUGAUAUCAAAACGAAAGAAAAAUUAACAAAAAAAACACCAAGUGUCUUAAAAUAUUGUAUUGCCAUUGUUUUUAAUGCCAAGUACCACUUGUAAAUGUUUGUGUAUCAAAUGUGGCCUCAAAUGAAACUGAACUAUAUUAUUAUUAUUAUGAUUAUUAUUAUUAUUGUUAUUAUUUGAGCAGUUAUUUUAAACAAGUGCUGUAGACCACUGCUGUGAA